Spizellomyces punctatus DAOM BR117 is the source of this 2743-nucleotide messenger RNA. RefSeq lists its product as hypothetical. The transcript is spliced from 5 exons. The record is from RefSeq and is a predicted model, not a curated record. Gene Ontology annotation, molecular function: mRNA binding. Lineage: Eukaryota; Fungi; Chytridiomycota; Chytridiomycetes; Spizellomycetales; Spizellomycetaceae. Gene Ontology annotation, cellular component: mRNA cleavage and polyadenylation specificity factor complex. Gene Ontology annotation, biological process: mRNA alternative polyadenylation. The coding region runs from base 772 to 2556 and encodes 594 amino acids.
CGACGGGAAGGCAGAUCCAACUCACAGUCGUCUCCGCAAAGAUACCUCCUUUGAUAGAAAAGCGCAGUUUUUGCUCGUUCUUCGGUUCACCAAGAAAUAUCUGUUUGUACCCACCAUGGCGGACGAUUUCGACAUCUACGCCGAUGACGGUUUGGGAGGCACUGGGCUCGGCGGGGACGAAGAUGAUUUUCUCUAUGGAGAUCUCUCUGCAAGACCUGCCGGCGAAGUAAAACCUGAUCUUGAUCGGCGAGAGUCUCAUAGUUACUCGGAUACUGUUGACUAUGGGCCGGAUGACCAAGCUGACGAGAAAAAGGAACAGCCUCAAGAGGUAAAAUCUGAAGCAAAUGACAAAGUGAAGGGCGGGCACCCUGUACAGAACGGCACUCCUACGCAGCCGCUUCCCGGGGUACCCGCUGGAGCCAUUCCUGCAGGCGCGGCACCUCCUGCAAUGGCACAAAAGGCGUGGGGCGUGCCUCCUGCUGCAUCCAAUGCUAGCAGAGCAUUGUAUGUUGAAGAGUUGACUUGGUGGACUUCGGAUGAUGAUAUGAGAUUGGCCAUAAGCGAAGCUGGAGUGGUGGAUCAACUUGUACCUAACGAAUUAUCAUUUGCGGAGCACCGAGUCAACGGCAAGUCAAAAGGAAUUUGUUAUCUUCCGUUCGCCACCGCGGAGGCGGCCGCACGAGCCAAGGAAUUCUUUGAACAAAUGUAUGUCUGGUAUCAAGUUGUAGUUAAAGGUUUACCAAAAGUGGUGUGGAAUUUGUAUUGGUAUGGAUGUAUGCACAGUAUUCAAAUAUACUAUAUGAUUUUUUGUUUAUCAGCGAGAUCCACGGUCGCAAACCUGUCGUGAAGUGGGUUCCUGCGACACAGCACGGUAAUCCGUUUCGUACCGUUCCGAAGGAUCCCAAGGAGGUUAGAGCGGAGCAAGCCAUGAAGCGAACCAUACCCCAAACUGCCGGCGCGGCACCGACGGUAGCCGGUGUUCUUCCUGCCGCUCAGGCUGCAGUGAAUUCCGGAGGUUAUCCACCUGCGGCUGGCGCGGGUAUUGCAGGAAGGGGAGCCGCUACCGCUGGUCGAGGUCGAGGAUCAUAUCCCCCCGGGAACUAUGGUCGUGGAGCAUACAUGGGUGGAGGCCCAGGCUUUUUUGAGCCAGAAUUCUUUCCUCCACCACAUAUGAUGGGUGGUAUGGGCGGACCUUAUCCUGACCAACACGGCUUUAGAGGAGGCAUGGGGCGCGGAAUGCGAGGAGGCUAUGGUGGUGGCGGUCCUACUCGAAGCGACGCGUAUGGGCCGGGGUUUUUUGAACGCGGACCAUACCCCCCCGGUCCUUACUUUGAUGGUCCAGAUUACGAGUACGAUGGAUAUGGAUCGAGUGGUGGUUUUGGGAGAGGUGGCGGCGCUGGAAGGGGAUAUGGAAGACCUUAUCCACCUGGUCCCCGGGGCCCGCCAAGCUCUACCAGUCACGGACGUGAUGCGGCAUCGGAACUGGAUGGAGCUAAUGGGCACCGCCGCGUCCAAAGCCCGAGCGUGCAUCACGAUGAGGAAGGGGAAGCGCAGUCAACAGAGGGUAGAAGCAAACCCGAGCCUCCUGCUCAUUCCGAAAGCGAGCGUCGCAAGGACGAUGAACGAGGCGGAGAAGGAUCUGGGCCUUACCCUGGAAGCGAGGAUAUCUACGACAAGCGACCGUCUGUCACGUCAGCGCACAGUAGUAAUUAUCACUCUCGUGACGACCGUCGACCUUAUUACGAUGACCCAUAUUACGAACGGUAUGAUAGGCGUGGAGGAGGUGGCUAUCCAAGCCGAGAUUACGAUCGAGAAAGAGACAGAUAUCGCGAACGUGAUCGACGUAAGCCGGGAGCAGAGGUGUACGUGAAGGAACGAGCAACUGACGAUUACGAACGGAGAGAUAGCCACCGGGACUAUGAUCGAGAUUACGAUCGGAAACAACGGGAUCGUAGUUGGAGCAGAAGCAGGAGUCGUAGCCACAGUCGUGACAAGAGGAGCCGCAGUAGCAGGGGAAGGGACCGGAGGAGCGAAUAUGACCAAAGAGAAUCGGAUCCGUCUGCCCAGUUGGAUGCACCCAUCUCUCCUCCUGCAGACGCUGAGCCCAUGGCGAUCGACGAACGCGAAGGGAGUAGAAGCCGCGGGCGAAGCGCAUCACGCAGCAAAAGCCGAAGCCCAUCACCCGGCGACGACCAAAGUCAAAAAAGCGGUUCACCUCCACCAGAUCUAUCCGGCGACCCGACCGUAACCGACCUAACCUCCAAUACCCGCGACCGCAGCCAAUCCCAUAGCAGAAGCCGCAGCCGCAGCAGAAGCCGGCACCAUAAACGCAAAUCCCGCUCACACUCCCGUGAUGGCGGUGAACCCGACACAGCCGAUCCAUCCUCCAAACGCCGUAAAAGCAAACACAGCAAAAGCUCCCGUCGUCAUCAUAAAAGCUCUCGAAGCUCCCGGAGCUCUCGGAAGGAACGCGACGGCGAAAGAGAUCGGGAUCGAGAAAGGGAUGAUAGACGGGGUGAGAGGAAAGAAAGGGAGAGAGACAGAGAGCGGGAUUAAAAAAAUUGGUUGUAUGUUGUGUGUUGGGGAUUCGUAGGGGGACCCUCACCAUUUUUUUUGUGGGUUUUUGCUUUUGUUUUUCUGGUGUUGGGUUUUUUUGAGGUGUGCGCUUUUGGAGCAUGUCGAUAAAUAGUACUACUUUUCGUAUAAAGAUGAGUCUUGUUUGGUUUGUAUUGCUUGUGUGGUG